This is a messenger RNA of Neopelma chrysocephalum (saffron-crested tyrant-manakin), 2688 nucleotides long. It is a transcript of the gene DUSP29, whose product is annotated as dual specificity phosphatase and pro isomerase domain containing 1. Gene Ontology annotation, biological process: protein dephosphorylation; negative regulation of MAPK cascade. Gene Ontology annotation, cellular component: cytoplasm. The transcript is spliced from 5 exons. Gene Ontology annotation, molecular function: MAP kinase phosphatase activity; protein tyrosine/serine/threonine phosphatase activity. The record is from RefSeq and is a predicted model, not a curated record. Lineage: Eukaryota; Metazoa; Chordata; Aves; Passeriformes; Pipridae. The coding region runs from base 332 to 985 and encodes 217 amino acids.
UUCUACCAGCAGAUAUAAAGAUCGUCAUUUGGAAGGGUUAGCACUCAAGGUCAGAGUCAGCAAAUCCUCCUCUAAAAAUAGACUCUAGUUGCAAAGCUAGUAAGGUUUCUUUUGUCGUUCUGCUGCACUUCACAGGACCCACUUACCUACAGCACCCACCUAAGCUUACAGUUCCCCUAGGUGCUCUAGACCCUAGCUGUUAGACCUACCAAAUUCUUACCAGUGGAUUUUCCAGGAAACAAAUUCCCAGUGGAGACUGAACUUCAGUAAUCACAAACCUUUGGGUUUUGUUCUGAUUGCUGUUUCUUGCACGUCCCAAGAGCGCUACUCCAUGGAUAAAAUGUCAUCAGGAAGUUGGAAUGCUGCGAAGAAAAAUGCAUACACAGCAAUCAAAGUAGAUCCUGAAGAGGACUACUGUACCCCAGGGGCAUUUGAACUGGAGCGACUCCUCUGGAAGGGAUGCCCAAAGUACACUCACGUCAAUGAAGUCUGGCCCAACCUCUACAUAGGAGAUGAAAAAACUGCAUUAGAUCGCUACAGCCUGGAGAAGGAGGGAUUCACCCACAUCCUCAACGCGGCCCAUGGUCAGCGGAACGUGGAUACAGGACCAGAGUAUUAUCACAACAUGGCUGUGGAGUACCAUGGAGUGGAAGCAGACGAUCUCCCCACUUUCAACCUCAGCCAAUUCUUUUAUUCAGCUUCUAAAUUCAUUGAUAAUGCGCUUCAGGAUGAAAGAAACAAGGUUCUGGUUCACUGUGCCAUGGGUCGCAGCCGCUCAGCCACACUGGUCUUGGCUUACCUGAUGAUUUACAAGAACAUGACAGUGGUGGAUGCCAUUGAGCAAGUAUCAAGACACCGGUGCAUCUUGCCAAACAGGGGCUUCUUGAAGCAGCUGAGAGAACUGGACAUAGCGUUGGCACUGCAGAGGAGGAACAGCAAAAACAGCCUACCACCUGAUGGCGAGCAGAACAGCACUACCAUCUAGUACUGCUCCUGGCAGGGCUGUGCUACUGGAAAAGAAACUCUGUAGAAGGAGGGGAGGGGAAGGUGUAGUUAAUUACACAGUCACAAGGAUCAUUUGUUAUUUGCUGGAAAAAAACAAAGUCAUUUCAAAUGCUGUCAAGAUGAGAAAGAAGGGAGGCCAAAUUUAAAACCCAUCACCUUAGAAAGUUCCAACCUUAGCAGAAUUCUUUGUUACAUCAACAAAUAAGUUUCUCUCUCUCCUUGUGCUUUUACAGUACAAAAACUUAAAACUCUCCUCUAGCUGAGUACCCCCAAAAUCCUGAUCCUAACCCAAGGACACUGCCUUUGAAUGAGUGCAGCUAGGCACUCCUGAAGAAAUUUUGCAGGAAAAAAAAUAAUUGUUUAGUCCAGAGUCCUGAAGGAUUUCACAGGAGUUUGCCUUUUUGUGUUGUUUCCUGCCAUGUCCAUGUCUUCUUUCAGAGCAAUAAUCUAGGGCAGCAUAGUGUUUAAAGAGUCUCUACACGAGGAUCAACUUCUCAGUCUUCACAAUGUACUUUGCAGCACACCAUGCAAACUAGAAACAAAGCAACACCCUUGAGAAGGUCAGAUGCAUAAGCAGCUACAACAGACAACAAUUUAAGGAGAUACAUACACAUGACAUUUUAGGAGUUUCAGUUUUAACUUGCUUAACUUGUCCUAAAUCCUUCAAUUACCUAAAUUUUAUAAGGUUCUAUACAUAAAGAAGUGCCUUUACAUUGUUAUGAGGAAGUUCAGUGCUGAACGUGUGGAGCCCUAAUAUAGCCCCUAAAUAACUAUAGAUUAUAACCAGUUCUAAUGAGGUUUUAGAAAAGGCAUGAGACACCAAUGAAACCUUUAAAAAAUACCAGUGACCUGACUACCCUGGAAAAAGCUGCUGCUGUGCUUCCAGACACUGUUUAUAUUUAUCACUACCAUAUGUUUCCUCCUAUCUCAGCUUUAGUCACCUGAAUAGGUCAUUAUGCUCCUAUAUAGUUGCAUUUGUUAAUAAUAUCAUUUGUUGGCAGAAGUGGUACAAAUACACUAAUGGGGACACCAGACCUACUUUUCUGCCUAACCUUACUCCAUUUACCCUACUCGACAUAAAUUAUCAAACUGUGUUUUGACACAAAUGAGAGUUCUGCCACCCCAGCAGCAUUUGACAUUUUUAAAAUGUACUUUACAGGAGGAUCACAAUUAAGUCAUGUUUACCUUUCCUAUAUCUGCUAAAAGCUCAAGUCAUCACCCUCUCCACCAGAAUUUUGCCUAUUUCAAUGUAUCAGGUAAGAGCUAUUUGCUGCCUCAGUGCCUGCGAAGAAUGACUUGGCCAUCAAGCACAUAGGAAAAUUCUCUUGGUCUUUAGCACCUGACACAAGACUUUGCAACUUCGGUGCAGUAUGAAGUGUAGAAGUCUUGUAUACUUAAAAAAGAAGAAUACGGGGCAGAAACACGACACUGAAAACUGUGAGUAUAUGCUACAAACCAGAGUUGAGCACAACUUCAUACCAUUUUUAUAUAUGUUAACAGAUCUUCACAGGCUAGCCAUCUCUAGUGUGAAGACUUUCCUAUUCCUUCACAUCUUUUUGGGGCCCAAAACCCAGGAAAUCAUUCAUCUCUAAACACUAACUGUAGCCACGGCUGCAGACACCCCUAAUACAAUGCUUUUGAUUUAUCAUUUGUAUUUAUCUGCAUAAUAAAUACCUUAUCUUU